This is a messenger RNA of Oppiella nova, 171 nucleotides long. NCBI's taxonomy places the organism in Eukaryota, Metazoa, Arthropoda, Arachnida, Sarcoptiformes, Oppiidae. The record is from the annotation of a GenBank genome assembly.
CAGGGUAUCGGCGCUAAGACUAACGAUCCGGAGUUCACGGACUUCAUUGAGAGUGAGUUCCUUCACGAACAGGUGGACGACAUCAAGAAACUCGGCGAUCACGUGACUAACUUGAAACGGGUGGGCCCGGGUCUCGGGGAGUACCUCUUUGACAAACAGACCCUGUCCUAA